This is a messenger RNA of Xylaria bambusicola, 5631 nucleotides long. Its product is annotated as DNA topoisomerase. Gene Ontology annotation, cellular component: nucleus. Gene Ontology annotation, biological process: resolution of meiotic recombination intermediates; DNA topological change; sister chromatid segregation. Gene Ontology annotation, molecular function: ATP binding; DNA binding; DNA topoisomerase type II (double strand cut, ATP-hydrolyzing) activity. The transcript has 3 exons. The coding region runs from base 242 to 5128 and encodes 1628 amino acids. The record is from RefSeq and is a predicted model, not a curated record. Lineage: Eukaryota; Fungi; Ascomycota; Sordariomycetes; Xylariales; Xylariaceae.
UAACCUCAGACUAAACGCGACCUGUGAACGCGACGGUAAAACAACAUAGGUAAACAAAUUGGCCGACCCUUAUCUGCACUCCAGCAACCGCAACAGCUUUGAUCGUGAUUCAGGUUUAGGCCUUGAGUCCAUCCGUCUGCCCUGCUCUCUGCCUCCAAGUUGGCUUUUGAAAAAACUUUUCGAGUCUGAGCAUCAAACAGCCAAAUACAAUAGCAUACACCGUUGACUCGAAUCACCCACCAUGGAUGACAGCAUGGAUGAUUCGAUAUUUGACGAUGGUGACUCUGGAAGCUACUCGCCCGCGCCGAAACCUAAAGCUAAGCCGGCCGUGAAGAAAACCACAGCCAAGGCUGCUCCAAAGAAGCGUACCAAGCCCAUCAGUGACGAUGAAGACGCCGAACCAUCACUCACAAUACCAAACUCAAAGAAGCAAAAGAUAACAGACGAUGACGACAAUGCGUUGGACAGCCCAGUGGCAUCCAAGCCCACGAAGAAAAAGACAGCCACAGAGAAGUACCAAAAGUUGACACAAUUAGAACACAUCAUCAAACGACCUGACACAUACAUUGGAUCCGUCGAACCUACCGAGCAGUCCAUGUGGGUCUUCAACAAGGAGACCGAGUUGAUGGAGCAUCGUAAGGUUACCUUUGUGCCUGGCUUGUAUAAGAUAUUUGACGAGAUUCUUGUCAAUGCCGCCGACAACAAACAAAAUGACCCGAAAAUGUCGUAUAUCAAGGUUAACAUCAACCGCGAGCUCGGCGAAAUCUCCGUCGAGAACAACGGCAAAGGUAUUCCUAUAGAAAUGCAUGAGAAAGAGAAGGUUUAUGUCCCAGAGCUCGUAUUCGGCCAUCUCCUUGCUGGGUCUAACUUUGAUGAUGAAGAGGAGCGCACUGUUGGCGGCCGAAACGGUUACGGAGCAAAGCUUUGUAACGUAUUCAGCACAGAGUUCACGCUAGAAUGCCAAGACUCAAAAAAUGGCAAACGGUAUAAGCAAACAUGGCGAGAUAAUAUGAGCAAGAUGGAGAAGGCUAAAAUUACUUCCAACAAGACAUCCGACUUCGUACGGGUUAUUUUCAAACCCGACUAUCAACGAUUUGGAAUGCCCAAUGGAAUUGAUGACGAUCUCGAGGCGUUGCUCAACCGUCGUGUCUAUGAUAUGGCCGGUACUGUACGGGGCAUCAAGGUCUACCUCAACGGCUCGCACGUGAACUUGAACUUUGAGAAGUAUUGCGGGAUGUACGCCAAAGCCAUCGCACUGGAACGGGAGGCCGAGGACAUAAGCAACCAAAAAGUUAUCCUCGAGGAUUCCAAGGGACAUCCAAGGUGGGAGAUCGCCUUUGCCGUCUCUGAUGGCACGUUUCAUCAAGUCUCAUUCGUGAACUCGAUUGCUACUACCCAGGGCGGCACCCACGUCAAUUAUAUCGCGGAAAUCAUUUGCCAGUCUCUGUUGAAACAUGUCACGAAGAAGAAAAAAGGCCAUUCGCUGAAGACCAGCCACAUUCGGAAUCACAUCUUUAUCUUUGUCAACUGUCUAGUCAAGAAUCCAGCGUUCAGCUCUCAGACUAAGGAACAACUGACGACUAAAGCCAGUCAAUUCGGGAGCAAAUGCGAAUUAACCGACAAAUUCCUCAAAAAGGUUUCGGAAACUGAGGCUGUCGCUAACAUCUUACAUUUUGCCGAGCAAAAAGCCGACAAGAUGCUCGCCAAAAGUGAUGGCAAUAAACGGUCAAGAAUCAGCAAUGCUAAGCUUGUUGAUGCUAACUUGGCUGGCACCAAGCACGGUCCUGAGUGCACUUUAAUCUUGACAGAAGGUGAUUCUGCCAAGAGUUUGGCAGUCGCUGGUCGUGCUAUUCUGGACCCAGAUCGUAUCGGAGUCUUUCCCCUGCGAGGAAAGAUGCUCAACGUUCGUGAUGCGCCUAUUGAUCAAAUCUCUAAGAACCAAGAAAUUCAAAACAUCAAGCAGUUUCUUGGUUUGAAGCACAAACAGGUGUACACCGAUACCAAGGGCCUUCGCUAUGGACAUCUCAUGAUCAUGGCAGAUCAAGAUCAUGACGGUAGUCAUAUUAAGGGUCUUCUUAUCAAUUUCCUUGAAGUUCAAUACCCGUCUCUCCUCAAAAUACCGGGCUUUUUCCAAGAGUUUAUCACGCCUAUUGUCAAGGUUUGGCAGGGACCCAACCCCAAGAAGCCAUUGAGGUUAAAGUCUUUCUUUACUCAACCCCAAUAUGACGAAUGGAGGGAGGAACACAAAUCUGAGAUUAAACGAUGGCAAUCCAAAUACUUCAAGGGGUUGGGUACAAGCUCGAAUGAAGAUGCCCAGGUCUAUUUCAAUGAUCUCGAUAAUCAUUUGAAACAAUUUGAUAUUAUGCGACCAAACGAAGCCGAAUUGCUCGAACUUGCUUUCUCCAAGAAGAAAGCAGAUGCUCGCAAGGAAUGGUUAGGCAGAUUCGUGCCUGGAACUUAUCUUGACCACACAAUUAGGCAGGUCACUUAUGAUGAUUUCGUCAACAAAGAAUUGAUUCUGUUUAGUAUGGCUGAUAACAUGCGCUCGAUUCCCUCUGUUCUCGAUGGUCUGAAACCUGGUCAACGAAAAGUCAUAUAUGCCUGUCUAAAGCGGAAUGUCACCAAGGAUCAAAAGGUCAUUGAAUUGGCUGGUUACAUCUCUGGAGAGACGGGCUAUCACCACGGCGAUAUAUCGCUACAACAAACCAUUAUCGGCCUAGCCCAAAACUUCGUUGGCUCUAACAACAUAAACUGUCUGGAGCCUAGCGGCAACUUCGGUUCUCGACUUGCAGGUGGCUCAGAUGCUGCUAGCGCUCGAUACAUUCACACUCGCCUGUCGCCAUUCGCCCGGCGCGUCUUCUCUCAACUAGAUGAGCCAAAUCUAGAGCAUCAUGAGGAUGACGGUAAGAAGAUUGAGCCCAAGGUCUAUGCACCUGUUAUUCCCAUGGUAUUGGUGAACGGUGCAGAUGGUAUCGGUACUGGCUGGAGUACUUCAAUUCCCAAUUAUCAUCCUAUGGACAUUGUCAAGAACCUAAGGCGGCGCAUGGGUCGUUUGGACGGCGAUCCUGAAGAAAAACCUUUCGUAGAAAUGGUUCCUUGGUUUAGAGGCUGGAAAGGAACCAUCACGCCAGCCGGGAACAAUCGCUACCAAUGCAAUGGUAUCGCUACUCAUGAUGAGAAGAGGCCCAAUGAAGUCCUCAUCACUGAGUUGCCUGUGCGCAUAUGGACUGAUGAUUUCAAGGCAAAGUUAGAGGAUAUCAUUCGUGCUGAGAAGGUGCCAUCGUUUAUCAAGGAUUACAAGGAAUUCAAUGAUCACCAGAACGUUCAUUUUGAGGUUCAGCUGGACGAAAAGCAUAUGAAGGCAGCCCUCGAAGAAGGUCUCCUUGAGAAGUUCAAGCUGGUCAAGCAGGUGGCCACCUCCAAUCUGGUUGCAUUCGAUACACGUGGAAUGAUUCGCAAGUAUGAAAAGGUUGAGGAUAUUUUGGAAGAAUUCUUCGUCUACCGAAUGGAGAUGUACACCAAACGAAAGACUCACUGGCUGGGCGUCUACCAUACGGACUACCGAAAGUUGAAGAACCAGGCCCGGUUCGUCCGAGAGAUCAUGGAUGGCGAGCUCGUAGUAUCACGCAAGAAGAGGCAGGUCAUUGUAGAAGAGCUUCGUGAGCGCAACUACGAGGCAUUUAGCAAGGUUACAACUGCGAAGAAAACCAAAGAGGAGGAUGAUGAGAAUGAGGAUGACGACGCUAACGAUAAUGCUCAUGGUUACGAUUACCUGCUCUCGAUGCCUAUUUGGUCUUUUACGCAAGAGCGUCUGGAUCGUCUUAAGGAGCAAAUUGUGAAGAAGAAGGCUGAGCACGAUGACCUAGCGGCUCUAAGUGAGAAAGAUCUUUGGUGCAAAGACCUUGAUGACUUUGAAGCCGAAUGGGAGAAUCAGCUGCGCCUUGAUCAAGAAAUUAGCACCGGCAUCCGGAGAAUGGGCCGACGUACGUCAAAGAAAAUCGGUGCUGGUCGAGGCCGUAAGCCUAAAGAUAAAGAUGCUGAUAACGAUUAUGCCCCAACUGCUGCCAAGAGAGGCCCCAAACCUGGAGCGAAGAAGGCGGCGGCAGAGAAGGCCAUCGAAAAAUCUGCUCCAUCGGCUUCCUCGAAGCUCGCUCAGAAUCCAUGGACUAAGUCGAAAAUUGAAGAUAAAGAAAAUGAUUCAGAUCCAUUCGACGACGAUGACUAUGCCGCCCUCAAGAGCAAACCUGCCAAGAAAAAGGCGCCUGCCCUUAAAGAAGAAUCUGACGAUGAUGACGAUGCUCCUCCCACUCAAUCGCGAGGCAAGCGAGCUGCGGCUACCGCAGCCGCCAAAAGCAAGGCUUGGACCGUGUUUGAGGACUCAGAAAGCGAUGAUGACGACAAGAUGCUAGGAGAUGUCGGCGAUCUGGUCAAGGGGAUGGCGAGUAACACUAAUGCCGCUGACUCUUCUGGUGAUAAAACUGGCCGACUUAGUUUGUUUGCCAUGGCACGGCCGAAGAGCAGCGACGGUAACACUACUUUGAAAGCUAAGGGCAAGCCGUCUAAGACUUCUUUUGACUCCGACGAUCAUGAUGAGACUAAUUACGAAAUGCUUGCCAAGUCGCCUCACAAGACAGCAAAAGCCGAUGAACUCGAUAGCUUCCUCUCCGAUGACGACCUGCCUGUGGCCACCAAAAUCACGAGCAAGACCAAGACUGCGGCUCGUUCGACUUUGGAGGAACCGAAGCCAAAGCCAUCGGCUGCUGCUUCUUCCGGCCCCCUUGCCAAGAAAGCAGCUGGCCGCCCCGCGGGGUCAAAGAAUGAGGCAAAGAAAGCAGCUCCCAAGAAGACGGCCUUGUCACCUGCCGCUAAAGCCUACGCUACCAAGAAGGGUGGACAGAAGGCCAAACCCAAGAAGGAUGAUUUUGACAUGUCUGAUGAGAACGAAGAUAUAGAGGAGCUUGACUCCCCACCACCUCGACCUGCCGCGCGCGGUAGACCUGGGCGUGCGGCUGCUGCAAAGGCCAAGCCUGUCUAUGUCUUUAAUGUCGACUCUGAUGAGGACGAGGAUAAGAUGCAAGUCGACGAACCGGAUGGAGAGGAUGACUUCGCCAUGGACGAUAGCGAAUAAUCUAUUUUCCUUCGUUGACAUACGCUCUCGUUUUCUUGCAUGAUUUCACUAUAUGUAUCUGUAUUCAGAUUUGUUAUUUCAGUUUUUCCUUGACUGGUAUGAUAUCAUGAUGGAACAGGGCUGCGGCGUUGAAAACAUUGAUUUAGGUGGCGUAUUGAAUCCAUAUACGGAAGGUCGGAAUCAGCAUGUAUGAACUGGACGAAUGAGACUCAUAAGUUUCUUGAGAAUUAAAUUGUAACUUUGCCUUGUGAUAUCUUCCUCCUUUUGGCAACUUGUCUUGUAACCUUUGAAGGUGACAAUUUUUAAUACUUGUAUUGGGAUGCGUGACAGACGCUAAUUGAGCGCUUACCUCUCUUUACUACUGAAUUCCGAUGCGAGAAUCUGUCACGGAGUCACCCUCCCACGUCUACUGAAUGGUUGAUCUACGAACAAACCGUACAUAGGGAACCUAGGUAUUUAUAGUUGACCCUAGAUCAAGAUAAAUAUGUAGUUCUCAAUGCCAG